This is a messenger RNA of Bradysia coprophila, 2979 nucleotides long. Its product is annotated as transient receptor potential cation channel protein painless-like. Gene Ontology annotation, biological process: monoatomic ion transmembrane transport. Lineage: Eukaryota; Metazoa; Arthropoda; Insecta; Diptera; Sciaridae. Gene Ontology annotation, molecular function: transmembrane transporter activity. Gene Ontology annotation, cellular component: transmembrane transporter complex. The record is from RefSeq and is a predicted model, not a curated record.
AGCGAACUGUGCGCUGUUCAGUAAAUAUGGGUCGAGACGAGAGAGAACAGCUUGGAGGAAACUGAACGUUUUAUUUUCGGUUGUGCAGUGAAAAUGGAAAAAUGUCAAGAUUCUGUGUUAGAGGAACUGGAAGUGUUUCGAUGGCGACUUUAUAUUGCGAAAGAUGAAGGUGCCGAGGAACGAACGAAUUUAUUCGAGGAGGCUUGUUCCAAACAAAUCUCGGAACUGUUCAUUGAAGAAUGUUUGAUUGCUCGUUGUGAUACGAAUACGCUCAGCAAUGAGGCGAAAGUUAUGGUGAAGAAAUUGCUGCACAAAGGUGACAUGCUACCGUCAAUCCAGCGCAACGAUGAUAAAUUUUGGGAUUUGAGUCGCCUGCGAAUGUGUCUAUUGUACGGCAACGAGCCGUUAUUCAUCAGGGGAAUCACAAUGAUCGCUCGAAAGAAUCCGAUCAAGCUGCAGGAACAAAUUAUAGCGAACAGUAGCGACCUAUUGAACAUCGCAGCUUCCGGUCAUUUAACAUUGACCAUCGAAACGUUGAUAUCAUAUGGUGGAAAAGUGGAAUAUCCGGCAUUCUUAGCGGCUUGUAAAACCGGAUCGUGGCAAUCAUUGGAGACACUGAUGCCACAUUUGGAUUUGGAAGAGAAUAAAAUGCCGUUGCUCCGGGAACUGUCCAUCGCAGCACGCAAUGCCGACGAAAAAGAUAGUGAAAAUUUCGAAAAAUGCUACGACCUGCUGCUCAACGGCAGCGAAUUCGAUGUAAACUCAAUGGAUUCGCACGGUCGGUCAGCCAUGUUUUAUGUGUCCCACUUGCCAAAGAAGAUUGAUCAAUUCCUCGAAAUGGGCACAUAUGUUGGUAUGCAAAACGGAACCCCGACUCCGAACGUAUUACUAAUUGCACCAGCAGCGCUUGAAGCUCAUUUCAACAAUUGUGUGAAUUUCGUGCAGAGCGAGGACAAUAAGAAGGUGACGUACCUUGAAUUCGAUUAUCGAAAUUUGAUUGCACCACGGAAACUUGAAGAUGACGACAGUGAAACCGAACCGGUUAUGAUGCCGAAUGAAAUGACAGCGAUCGAGUUCAUAUCACAGUCGGUCGAUUACCAACACCUACUAAUUCAUCCAUUGAUCUGGAGUUUCAUUUCAAUGAAGUGGCGUCAAAUGACUCUGAUCCGUAAUAUCGAUUGUGCUCUGUAUCUCCUGUUUGCGCUGUCGAAUUUGGGCUACGUAAUAUCUCUGUACGGAAAAGCGCCGGCCGAAAUAACGACUGUCUUCUUCUUUUUGAACACGAAUUUGACAUUCUACGUCGGAAUACGACGAAUUGUUCAUUUGCUGUUUUGCAGUGACGAGUAUCGUAAAACUAUGAUCAACAUCUUCCACACUUAUCAAACGAUUCAGGUAAUUGUUUCGGUCACACUGGUCAAAUAUCUGGAAGAUAUCGAUCCGGUCGUUCCAGCCAUGUGCGUUUUACUAAUUACUUGCGAACUGUUCGUCUUGGCUGGAUCGAUAUUUUGGACAUUUUCUUUGUAUUACGUGAUGUUUCUGAGCAUAGCCUGGAGCUCACUGAAGAGUUUAAUGGUUUACGUUGUGUUAUUGCCAUCGUUCAUAAUAUCGUACUGGUUGAUGAUGAACAAUAAACGGCCAAUUGACAAUACGUACCGACAUGAGUUUUUCGAUUACAUGCACAAAGCACUCAUGGCCAACAGCUCCGACGCACAGGUCAACAAUAGUCAAUUGGAAUACUUUAAAAAGAAUUUUUUCGAAAUGGUGCCACAAUACAUUGAGGACAGGCAGCAUGAAGAUACGGCGGGCACAGUGGUUUCGAUUAUGAAUGCUAUUAUCGGGUGGCAUCGGAGUGUCGACGACAAAAUUGCCAUCGUCGACUGGACCUUUUUGGGAUUGCUUAUUGUUAUGAUAUCAUUGGUGUCCAUCAUCAACAUGAAUUUGGUGAGCAGUCUUGCUGUCACCGGUACACAGGCUAUUCAAUCCAAAUCGGAACUGACUUGCCUCACACAACGUGUCCAUCUAUUGGUCCAAUACGAAGAUUCACUCACGAAUCGGAAGCAUUGGUUCUGGCAAACGUUCCAGAACACAAUCAUUAUGCGUUUGUUCGACUUCUUCAUUCAAUUUGAUGUAUUGGAAACUGUGCGACAGAAUAACCAACGCAAAAUUUACAUUGGACCGGACAACGAGAUCAUCUACCACAUUCAGUCACAAACGCAAUCGGCAAAAAGUGGUGACGUCGGAAUCGUGUCAAAGCUUUUGUUCAGUCCGAAAAAAGGCGAUGGGGGUCCGUACGCUGACGAAAAUGAAGAAUCAACCGGCUGCUGUUCACAACUUUGGAAGAAAUUUAUUGGCAUUUUCUUCAAUAAAACCGAUCGAAUGAAUCCGAUAAUUGUUGAGAAUGCACGCAAUGUCAUCGACCGAAGAAAAGACGAUCUGAACGAAAAGAACGACGAGAACAGUCACACAACUUGCAUACAUCACAUUGAACGACUCGAGUCUACCAUUCUUGCGCUAUCGAAAAAAGUGGAUUUGAUUGUCAAAUAGAGUCGCUUCACAAUUUUUUUGAUGUCCAGUGAAGGGGGUACGAUUGAAAGGACUUUUCGUUAAUUUUAAGACCUGGCCGCAAAAAGGUUUGACUGUUUGUUGAGUGAAGUUCUACGAAAUAAACGGAACUCAAGAUAAGUUUUUACAUUUUGUGGGUUUCAUUCGUUCUAUUCGUUCCACAUGCAUUUCAGGACAUAAGCUCUCUCUCUCUCUCUCUCUCUACAUUUUUUCCAUCCCACACGUAUACGUGGGAGUAAAACGAAUCUCCUUACUUUUCUAUUGUUGGCAACAUUUGGAACGAUGUGGAACUAAAUAAAAACGGCAGACCGUUAAAAACUCGUAAAAACUUAAUUUGAGUUUUGUUUAUAGAAAUUUUUAGGGUUUUAAUUCGAAUUUGAUGUAAUGAGAUUGUGUUAUCCAAUAAAUAAACAAAAA